Molecule: messenger RNA, 1380 nt
Organism: Acyrthosiphon pisum (pea aphid)
Lineage: Eukaryota; Metazoa; Arthropoda; Insecta; Hemiptera; Aphididae
Product: amine sulfotransferase
Exons: 7
Coding region: 196-1182 (328 amino acids)
Molecular function (GO): sulfotransferase activity
Source: RefSeq, a predicted model, not a curated record
AUAUUUGAACGCAGAGUCAUCAUCUACUUUAGUACCUAUAUGCACUAACUGUUUAAUCAGUCGUAGGCUUACUUUGUUAGAGAUCCAAUUCGUAAAAAAAAUCGAUUUAAAGCAAAUAUUUUGGAGAAGCAAUUAUAAAGAGUUUCUAUUGAACAAGUCUCCGAGCAUAACCAUAUACCGGCUUUACAUGUAAACAUGGCUGACAUAACGUAUUCGAGUGUGGACAACGAAGUAUCUGACAUUCUGAAUAAGUGUUUCGUUACCAGCUUUCGAAAUGGAUACAUUAAAGCUAACGAUGUCGUGCUACCCGUGUACUUCAAGAAGUUUGGACAACGUAUACAGGACAUGGACAUCAGGGACGAUGACAUUUGGGUCUGCAGCUAUCCAAAAACAGGAACCACGUGGUGUCAGGAGAUGACGUGGUGUAUUGCAAACGAUUUAGACUUCGAAGGUGCCAAACAAUUUCUGCCCGAAAGAUUUCCGUUUUUAGACCACACGCCACUAUUUGACUAUGAAAAAGUAUUGCCGGAAAAACCAGACCUCAAGCUACCGUUGUACGUGUCCGACUCGAUCGAGUUCAUAAAUGGAUUGAAAUCUCCGAGAUUUAUCAAGACUCAUUUACCUUACAAACUUCUACCAAAAAAACUUAGAGAUCAAAGUACCAAAGCAAAAAUCGUUUACGUGGCCAGAAAUCCAAAAGACACUUGCCUUUCAUAUUUUCACCAUUGUUGUUUAUUAGAGGGAUAUACAGGACAUUUUGAAGAUUUUUGUAAAUUGUUUACCUCCGAUUCCCUCUGUUUCAGCCCAUUUUUUGAUCAUAUUCUUGGCUACUGGGACCGAAGAGAUGAUUCGCAAGUACUUUUUUUGAAGUACGAAGACAUGAAACAGGACCUACGUGCGGUUAUUCGUCGAACAGCUCAGUUUUUAGGCAAAGAUUUGCUUGACGAUCAGGUGUUGGUUUUGGAAGAUCAUUUAAGUUUCGAAAGCAUGAAGAACAACAGAGCUGUCAAUUACGAGCCAGUUAUUGAGAUUAAUAAAACUCACAAUUUAAUUGACGCUGAUGGAAGUUUUAUGAGAAGUGGUACAGUGGGAGGAGGAAAACAAAAAAUGUCACCGGAGUUUGUAAAAAUUUUUGACGAAUGGGAAGAGAAAUGUCUAGGCAAAAGUGGAUUAAAGUUUUAAUGAAAUUGAUUAAGUAGUAAACUAGUGCCUAUGGUGUUAGGUUUUUAAUGCAAACGUAAUAACAAAACUAAUGAUAUUUAUUUAUUUAUUUUUAUUUUUAUUUAUUGAUUGGUCAUUCAACUUUGUAUACGUUCCGUGAAUUAUUUCAUAGGAAAAUAAUAAAAUAUACAAUGAUUUCACAUAAUGUGAUCACUAGUU